AUGACGGAUGCCGAUACAAAUUUAAGCAACUUAACCACUCUGUGGUUGCUCCUCGGAGCGUACAUGGUGUUUUUGAUGCAGGCUGGAUUCGCGCUUCUCGAAGCCGGAUCAGUUCGCGCGAAAAACACGAAAAACAUCCUGAUUAAAAACCUAAUGGAUGGGUGCCUCGGUGCGCUCGUGUGGUAUUUUAUUGGGUACCACCUCGCGUACGGGACAAAGGACUCGUGCACGGGCGGCAGCGACUGUAACGGGUUCGUCGGAAACGGCGCGGAUGUUCUUAUGAACAAAGCGGCGGAGCUCGCGCCACUCGGGAACGCUGGCUCUGGCCAUUACUAUGCCGGGUGGAUGUUUCAGUGGGCGUUCGCGGCUGCUGCGUCGACCAUCGUGUCUGGUGCCGUCGCCGAGAGGUGCAAAUUCGGCGCGUAUUUAGCGUACACGGCUGCCUUAACUGGAGUCAUUUAUCCAGUUGUCGUCAACUGGGGCUGGAGUGCCCACGGUUGGCUUUCUCCGUGGACCGGCACUGAGCCGUUUCUCGGCGCGAACGGUAUGAUUGACUUUGCCGGUUCCGGGAUCGUUCACAUGACUGGCGGCGUAGCUGCGCUCGUCGGUGCUAUCUUUCUCGGUCCGAGAACUGGUCGAUUUUCUCCCUCGGGAGAGUGCAUCGAUAUGCCCGGUCACUCCUCCGUCUUGGUCGCGCUCGGUACCUUUAUCCUUUGGUUCGGGUGGUACGGUUUCAACCCAGUCAGUACGCUCGCGUUUGAAUACAUGGAAACUGCCGCGCGUGUUGCUGUGACGACGACGUUAGGCGCCGCGGCUGGCGGCGUCACGGCGCUUUCCAUCCACUACGGCUUCACAAAGUCUUUGGACGUCGGGCCGAUGUGUAACGGGAUCCUCGCCGGACUCGUUGCUAUCACCGGUAACUGCGUCGUAAUCGAACCAUGGGCCGCUGCGCUCAUCGGAGCGAUCGGUGCAGCCAUCUAUUACGGUUUCAGCGCGCUUCUCAGGAAGCUUAAAAUCGACGAUCCGCUCGAUGCCUCUUCCGUCCACGGUGCCUGCGGCGCUUGGGGCGUCAUCGCCGCCGGUUUAUUCGCCAAGCAAAAGUACGUCUUGAACGACUACGGAGCCGAAGGCGGUGCCGACGACUACGGCGCUUUAUACGGAGGCGGCGGUAAACAACUCGGCAACCAAAUCGCCGGCGUUCUCGCCAUCAUCGCUUGGGUCGGAAUCACCAGUUCCGUUUUGUUCGGCGUGCUCAAGUACGCCGGCAUGCUUCGCGUUCCCGUCGAAGAGGAAGAAGUUGGUUUGGACACCUCCCACCACGGCGGAAACGCGUACAACUUCGAGAAAGAACUCGACUCCAAGGCUUAA
This is a messenger RNA of Bathycoccus prasinos, 1368 nucleotides long. RefSeq names its product ammonium transporter. Bases 1 to 1368 code for a protein of 455 amino acids. Lineage: Eukaryota; Viridiplantae; Chlorophyta; Mamiellophyceae; Mamiellales; Bathycoccaceae. Gene Ontology annotation, cellular component: membrane. Gene Ontology annotation, molecular function: ammonium channel activity. The transcript is spliced from 2 exons. Gene Ontology annotation, biological process: ammonium transmembrane transport; ammonium homeostasis. The record is from RefSeq and is a predicted model, not a curated record.